This is a messenger RNA of Daldinia vernicosa, 1086 nucleotides long. RefSeq lists its product as uncharacterized. The record is from RefSeq and is a predicted model, not a curated record. The coding region runs from base 151 to 645 and encodes 164 amino acids. NCBI's taxonomy places the organism in Eukaryota, Fungi, Ascomycota, Sordariomycetes, Xylariales, Hypoxylaceae. The transcript has a single exon.
GACUUGAAUCUAUAUCCUUCUUAGAAUCAUACAAAACACCAUGUAAAAUCUUCACUAAAUGGUAUAUAUACCAUACUCCCUCAUAACUAGGUACCUACCUACAUUAAAUCUUCCAUCCACCAGCUAAACAUAUCUUCACAACGUCAAAUCAUGUCUAAUCUAUCUAAUACAAUGCUAACCCCAACACCCAAUUCCAUCCGCGCCCUCCAAGCCAUCAGCAUAGCACUCCUCACCACCACCGCCGGGGCUAGCGCAAGCCUCUCUAUCUUCCUAGUCCCGCGGCUAAUGGAGUCCCCCACGCCCCUCAUGGUGGGGCAGUUCCUGCGCGCCGUGUCUUCCGCUCGGCGACGAUUGACGAUCCCGUUAAUACUUCCCGGCAUCCUGCACGCGUACCUAGCGUACUUGGUACCCGUAAAGGCCCGUAUGUACGUUAUUGCGGCUACUCUGACACUUAGCACGUUGCCGUGGACGCAUUUCGCGAUUACCCCGCUGAACCGUGAGUUGGAGGGGCGAAUCAUGACUCUGGAUGCGGAGGAGUUCGAGACUGCGCACCAGUUGGUGGACUCGUGGGCUACGCGGAAUUUGUACAAACCUGUUGUGAAUUUUGCGGCUGGCAUUAUUGGACUAUAUGCUGCUCUGUGGUAAAGACUGAUAGCAUGGGUUUGGCUUUAGCCUUAGCACCAAACUCUCAGGAAUCGGGAAUAAGGGUGUUAUAUUGGACGAUUUUAUUGACCUCGGGCGAUGCUGACUUAUUUGAGCACAAAGACUAUCACGGAUCUCAGUAAGAUGUUGCUAAGAUAAUACUUCGACUAAAAAGCAGGCCACUAUCACUAUAUUCAAGACCAACUCAAAGUCCAUUCACCUGACCAAGCACCACCCGCCGUUAACGUAUCGAGACCUGUGAUCGUUAGGAUUUUACUCGAGUCCUGUAAACUCCACGCGCUACUAGGGACUUCUUUCCCGUUCAACUCUAACUUAGAUAUGGCAUCUUGAGCUCCUAGGAUCGUCACGUUGCCCAGCACAUUCUUGUCUUCGAAAUUUCCGCGAGGCGUGGCCUUAAGUGACGAGUUUUCAACAGUGAACUGA